AUGGGGACUGUUUGUUUUUCAUGGCACUUUUGUUUGUUUUUCGCUCUCUUAUAUACUGGCAGGUUUGCGGGAGGCAAUGGGGUCCCAGAUGCUGAUGAAUGUGCCGAAGGGACAGACGACUGCCACAUUGAUGCAAUAUGUCAAAAUACACCUAAAUCCUACAAAUGCAUCUGUAAACCGGGUUAUAAAGGAGAAGGGAAACAAUGUGAAGACAUUGACGAGUGUGAAAAUGACUUCUACAAUGGGGGUUGUGUCCAUGAGUGCAUCAACAUUCCAGGCAACUACAGGUGCACGUGCUAUGAUGGAUUCAUGUUGGCCCAUGACGGUCACAACUGUCUUGACGUUGAUGAGUGUCUGGAUAACAAUGGAGGAUGCCAACAGAUUUGUGUGAACACAAUGGGCAGCUAUGAGUGUCAGUGCAAGGAGGGCUUUUUCCUGAGUGAUAACCAGCACACCUGUAUUCACCGCUCCAAUGAGGGUAUGAACUGUAUGAACAAAGAUCACGGGUGUGCACAUAUCUGCCGGGAGACGCCCAAAGGUGGGGUUGCCUGUGAAUGUAGGCCUGGCUUUGAGCUUGCCAAAAACCAGAAGGACUGCAAAUUAACCUGUAACUAUGGAAAUGGAGGCUGCCAACACACCUGUGAUGACACAGAUACUGGUCCUGUGUGUGGUUGUCAUCAGAAGUAUGCCCUGCACUCAGAUGGCCGAACAUGCAUUGAGAAGGAUGAGGCUGCAAUUGAGAGUUCUGAGUACAAUGCCACGUCAGUAGCUGAUGUGGACAAGAGGGUGAAACGGCGGCUACUUAUGGAAACAUGUGCUGUCAAUAAUGGAGGCUGUGAUCGUACUUGCAAGGAUACGGCGACAGGGGUACGUUGCAGUUGCCCAGUUGGAUUUACCCUGCAGCCUGAUGGGAAAACAUGCAAAGACAUUGAUGAGUGCUUGGUAAACAAUGGUGGCUGUGACCAUUUCUGCCGAAACACUGUUGGUAGCUUUGAAUGCAGCUGCCAGAAGGGCUAUAAACUACUAACAGAUGAACGAACCUGCCAAGAUAUAGAUGAGUGCUCAUUCGAAAGGACUUGUGACCAUACCUGCAUCAACUACCCAGGAAGUUUCGAAUGUCUCUGUCACAAAGGCUACACCUUGUAUGGCAUGACACACUGUGGAGAUGUUGAUGAAUGUAGCAUCAACAACGGUAGCUGCGACUAUGGGUGCAUUAAUACAAUGGGGAGCUAUGAAUGCGUCUGUCCACCUGGAAAGAAGCUACACUGGAAUAAAAAGGACUGUGUUGAGAUGGUGAAAUGCCUCCCAAAUGCCAAACCAGCUCCUAAAGCUCAACUUGUCUGUAGUAAAUCAGGAGGAAUAGAGAGCUGCUUUUUGUCAUGCCCUUCCAAUACACUUUUUGUUCCAGAUUCAGAGAAUAGUUACACACUGAGCUGUGGAGUUCCAGUCCAGCAAGGCAAAGCCCAACAGAAACGCAACACAACACUUCCCAGUUGUGCAGAUUCAUUAGCCCCACCGAUCAAGCAGAAAGCUCGCUUUAAAAUUAAAGAUGCAAAGUGCCAUUUACGGCCUCGCAGCAAAGAAAAGAUUAAAGACGUUGGGAAGCAAGCUAUUAUAGGAGGUCAAUUCCCUUGUACAGACAACUGCCAGGUGACCUUUGUGAACCUCAAGUGUGAUUCCUCCAAGAAAAAACGUCGGGGCCGCAAGUCACCAUCAAAAGAAGUGUCCCAUAUCACUGCCGAAUUCGAAGUGGAGAUGAAGUCUGAGGAAGUCUCAGACACCUGUAACCUUGACUGUGUGCGGAAAAGGAUGGAGCAGAAGCUGCAGACUGCAAUCAAAACAUUGAGAAAAUCUAUUAACAAACAGCAAUUUUACAUUCAGUUUUCUGGGACAGAGUACGAAGUGGCUCAUAAGCCAGCUAAGGCUACUGAAGGACAUGAAGCAUGCAGUACAGGGCAAGUGCUGCAGGAUGGAAAAUGUGUUACCUGCAGCAUGGGAACCUAUUAUAGUGGAGAACAUAAUCAGUGCCUUCCUUGCUCACCAGGAACAUACCAAGACACAGAAGGUCAACUUACUUGUGAACCUUGCCCAAGUAACGACGGACAGGGAAUAGCAGGCGCGCGGAAUGUGUCAGAAUGUGGAGGGCAGUGUUCUCCUGGGUAUUUCUCUUCAGACGGCUUUAAACCUUGUAGAGUGUGCUCUCUUGGUACAUAUCAACCUGAGCCAGGCAGGACCCUUUGUUUUCCAUGUGGCGGUGGACUGGUGACAAAAUAUGAAGGCGCUGUUUCAUUUCAGGACUGUGAAACAAAAGUUCAUUGUUCUCCUGGCCACUACUACAAUUCCACAACACACAGAUGUAUCAGAUGUCCUGUUGGAACCUACCAGCCUGAAUUUGGUCAAAAUUACUGCAUUAGCUGCCCUGGGAAUACAAGUACAGAUUUUGAUGGCUCUACUAAUGUUACACACUGUAAAAACCAGCACUGUGGAGGGGAACUUGGAGAUUAUACAGGCUAUAUCGAGUCUCCCAAUUAUCCUGGUGACUACCCAGCUAAUGUUGAAUGCAUUUGGAAUAUAAAUCCACCCCCGAAGAGGCGAAUACUCAUUGUGGUUCCUGAGAUAUUUCUUCCAAUUGAAGAUGAGUGUGGUGAUGUUUUAGUAAUGAGAAAAAGUGCCUCCCCUACGUCAAUUACCACAUAUGAAACAUGUCAGACUUAUGAGAGACCAAUAGCAUUUACCUCCAGAUCACGAAAGCUAUGGAUUCAGUUCAAAUCAAAUGAGGGAAACAGUGGCAAAGGAUUUCAAGUCCCAUAUGUGACAUAUGAUGAGGAUUACCAACAGCUGAUAGAAGACAUUGUUCGAGAUGGACGAUUAUAUGCAUCAGAAAAUCAUCAAGAAAUUCUAAAAGACAAGAAAUUGAUCAAAGCUCUCUUUGAUGUAUUGGCACAUCCUCAAAACUAUUUCAAGUACACAGCACAAGAGUCAAAGGAGAUGUUCCCACGAUCAUUUAUAAAGCUACUGCGAUCAAAAGUUUCCAGAUUUCUACGACCAUACAAAUAG
Messenger RNA from Emys orbicularis (European pond turtle), 3057 nucleotides. RefSeq names its product signal peptide, CUB domain and EGF like domain containing 1 (gene SCUBE1). Bases 1 to 3057 code for a protein of 1018 amino acids. The record is from RefSeq and is a predicted model, not a curated record. Gene Ontology annotation, cellular component: cell surface. Gene Ontology annotation, molecular function: calcium ion binding. Lineage: Eukaryota; Metazoa; Chordata; Testudines; Emydidae. The transcript is spliced from 23 exons. Gene Ontology annotation, biological process: signal transduction.